CGUGUUGGUCAUGCAGCCCCGUCGUGCAGCCCCGUCUCCUGCAUCGCGUGCCCGUGGCGUCCCGUCGUGUCCCGUCAAGGCAGAACCACAGUGGACGCUUCUCAAACUAGCGUCCCAAGCUCCCACUGAUUUAAGCACCACUGCCUCUCUCGUCUCUCUCAUUCGUACCUCUCUUUUACUCCCUUUCUUCUCCCAUGUUCAAGCUGCUUCUCCCUUCUCGCGGAACUGCUUGUUGAAGCAGGUGGUGGAGCUGUUCGGUGGACCAAGAAAUUUUGUUGUGUUUGCAUCCUAGUAUGGCUAAUCAACAAACAAGAAGAGAUUACAUUGUGCCAGGUCCAAUUGAUCCAGAGCUUCUACGACUCCAGUCACAACACCGUUCUGAAGGGAUUUGGUCUGGUACAAUGGAGCAUGAGGUGCUUACAUGUAGAAGGCAGGGGAACAUAUUGCAUGCUGACAUUGAUGCCCGAAUUAUUCCUCAUCUCCACGAUUCUGGAUUUAUUGGAAUUGCUAGAUUGGGAUUUUUUCCCAUUGACUGGCACCUUAUUAGUGCCUUUGUAGAGCGAUGGCGACCGGAAACUCAUACAUUUAUGAUGCCAAUUGGGGAGUGCACAAUCAGUCUUCAAGAUGUUGGCAUUAUCACCGGAUUGCCAAUACAUGGUUCUGCAGUAACUGGAAUGUCACGAGCUGAAUGGCCAGAAGUUUGUGAGCUCUUGUUGGGAGCUAGACCACCUCCAGAAAUGAUUCGAGGACAUACAUUAAAAUUAUCAUGGCUAACUGAUGAGUUUGGAGCUAUUCCACAUGAAGCUGAUGAUUUAACAGUGUUAUGGCAUGCAAGAGCAUUCAUAUUACGACUCAUCGGUUCGAUAUUUCCCGACAAGACAAACUCACGUGUGAACUUGAUGUUCCUACCCCUAUUAGAAGACUUGAGGCAAGCUGCGACAUACAGUUGGGGUGGAGCUUGCUUAGCCUUCCUUUAUCGUGAGCUUUGUCGUGUUGCAGUUACUGAAGCAAAGGAGAUUUCAGGACCCCUGUUCAUAUUGCAAAUCUGGGCUUGGGAGAGAUUUAAAAUAAUCUCUCCAUCAAUAAGAGAUCCAUCGGCACCUCAUGAUGCACCCCUAGGUGCUAGGUGGAGUAGAGCUCGACAAAUCACUGAAGUUACAACCCAUGUACUACAACAAAUUCGAUACAAUCUUGAUCGAAUGCGACCUGAAGAUAUUACAUGGGAACCAUAUAAUGAGGAAUUGUUGGAUGAGCUGCCCGACAUGUGCAUACAGGGUCGUCCCAUAUGGAAGGCAGUGGUGCCAUUAAUUUGCUUCCAUAUUAUUGAAUGGCACCAGCCUGAUAGAGUGAUGAGGCAGUUUGAUUUGGCCCAACCUAUUCCACGACGACCGAUGCAAACAGAUGAGUUACAUGAGAUUACUCUCCGAUUUAGUGAGAGUAAUUGGGCGCACCACCAUGCGACGUACAUUAAUCGUUGGAAUAGGCGAGAACAUUACAUUGUUCAAGGGCAAGAAAUGGCACAACCACUCCACCAUCAUUCUGAAUAUAUGGAGUGGUAUCGUCGAGUUGCAAGACGUUGGAUCUCAAUAAGUGGAGCUGCCAUUGGCUGUGUGGAGGAUGCAAUUGAGGAUUGUUUGCUAAAAUUACAGAACCCAUCAACAGAAAAUGUGGCUGAAGUUAAACGUACAUUAAGAAAAAUGAUGAUUGCUCUAGAGGAAGAAAGUCGACUUUGCCAAAUGCCACCUCCUCAAUCCGCACCUCAAGCAACAACCUUUAAUGAUGAAUUAGAAGAGGACCAACCCAUCAACCAGCCUGAGCCCUCACAAAGAGCAGCACGACGCCGAUCACGUCCUGCUCGAAGUCGUCAACAUCCAGUGCGUCCAGCCUCUCCUCCCGAUGAUGCUUUGCCCCCACCUGUUGCAUUCCACCCUUACUGCAUCACAUCAGCGCCUGAUCAUUCUGAUCCUAUUCCCUCGGCUCCUGCACUAUCUAACCCUGCUCAUUACACUGGUUGGAUGGCUACCCCAUCAAUGCCUGGCCCAUCAGCACCAUGGAUGUCAUAUCAAACUCAAAUGCAAAACAGAAGCACAUUCGACUUUCUUCGAGAGUCAAUACCAAACACCAUUCGGCGGCUUAUUUGCUCCAUUUGGCAGAGCAUCAAGCAUUGGGCCAUCACAGUAUACGUCAGUCUUUGUGCAUUAUCUUUGCGGGGAGAAUCAUCGGGACAACAUCAAGGGCAAGCUAGCCAACCCAAAGAUGCACAAGGUCAUCCAGCAGAACAUCAAGAAGGGGGAGAACAUCGAGUUUUUCGACCGAGACGACAUAUACGAAGACCUGGUUGUGGCACAUGA
Molecule: messenger RNA, 2351 nt
Organism: Hevea brasiliensis (rubber tree)
Lineage: Eukaryota; Viridiplantae; Streptophyta; Magnoliopsida; Malpighiales; Euphorbiaceae
Product: serine/threonine-protein phosphatase 7 long form homolog
Exons: 6
Coding region: 294-2351 (685 amino acids)
Biological process (GO): meristem maintenance; meristem development
Source: RefSeq, a predicted model, not a curated record